UUGAUCGUUCAGCCAAUGAUUUGCCAGCAGUGAUUUCCAUUCAUUGCGGUUAUUCGUCGUCCAAGAAUUGACGGAUUGAUCGUAGUGUGUGAUUCAUUUUUGACAAAAAUCAGCCUCGUAAACAUUAAUAUAAAAUAAAACCAUGUCUUCAUUGCGUAUGAAGGCAGCAAAAUGUCCAUCAGAUGAGCUUGCCAUCACAAAUUGUGCACUCAUCAACCCUGAUGAUUUUCCCAGCGAUGUAAAACAUAUCGAAGUAUCAACUGGACCAUCCCAGCAUUUUGUCUUCAGUGUCAGAUUUUAUACUGGCGUGGACCGCGGUACAGUGGGAUUUUCCGCACCACAGAGAAAAUGGGCGACACUCUCUAUUGGUCAGCCAAUAGAUGUAAAGAUUUUCAAGCCCCAGAAUGCAGAAUGUUUAUGCAGCCUGACCUUAGAAGCAGAUUUCCUGCUCAAGAAAACCACAUCCUUAGACCCUUAUGAUACGGAGCAGAUGGCUCGGGACUUCCUUAUCCAGUUUUCCAGUCAGAUAUUCUCCGUGGGACAGCAACUCGCAUUCGCCUUCCAGGACAAGAAGAUUUUGUCAUUAAUUGUUAAGAACUUGGAAGCUGUGGACGUACAAGCAUUAGCUGCGGGCGCGAAAGCGGUCCCACGUCGCACGAGGAUGGGUCGCCUACUCCCCGACGCCUGCAUACAAUUCGACAAGGCGGAGAAUUCUUCACUCAACUUAGUCGGCAAAGCAAAGGGAAAACAACCUCGCCAGUCUAUCAUUAAUCCCGAUUGGGAUUUCGGCAAAAUGGGAAUCGGCGGUUUGGACAAAGAGUUCAAUGCGAUCUUCAGGCGAGCUUUCGCUUCUCGUGUCUUCCCACCGGAAGUUGUUGAACAAUUAGGAUGCAAACACGUUAAAGGUAUUUUACUAUACGGCCCGCCCGGUACGGGUAAGACUUUAAUGGCCAGACAGAUUGGAAAUAUGUUGAAUGCACGCGAGCCGAAAAUCGUUAACGGCCCACAAAUAUUGGACAAAUAUGUAGGCGAGAGUGAAGCCAACAUCCGAAGAUUAUUCGCGGACGCCGAAGAGGAAGAAAAGAGAUGCGGACCAAAUAGCGGCCUACACAUAAUUAUAUUUGAUGAAAUCGACGCCAUUUGCAAGGCUAGAGGAUCGGUUGGAGGGAACACCGGUGUUCACGAUACUGUUGUAAACCAGUUGCUUUCAAAGAUUGAUGGUGUGGACCAGCUGAAUAAUAUUCUCGUCAUCGGCAUGACGAACCGUCGCGAUAUGAUUGACGAGGCCUUGAUGCGACCUGGCCGUCUAGAAGUGCAGAUGGAGAUCGGCCUGCCAGACGAGAAGGGGCGCGUUCAGAUAUUGAAUAUUCACACUAAACGUAUGCGCGAAUAUAAAAAAAUUGCUGAUGACGUAGAUCCUAAGGAAUUGGCAGCUUUAACGAAAAACUUCUCUGGUGCCGAGUUGGAAGGUCUGGUGAGGGCCGCACAGUCCACUGCUAUGAACAGGUUGAUCAAAGCGUCAAGCAAGGUGGAAGUAGACCCUGAGGCCAUGGAGAAGCUCAUGGUUGAACGUGGUGACUUUUUACAUGCACUUGAAAAUGAUAUUAAACCUGCUUUCGGUACAGCGGCUGAAGCAUUGGAACACUUCUUGGCACGUGGCAUUAUAAAUUGGGGUAGUCCAGUUGCAUCCAUUUUGGAAGACGGUCAACUUUACACACAGCAAGCGCGAGCUACGGAAGCCAGUGGCCUAGUAUCGGUGUUGUUGGAGGGGCCACCCAACAGCGGUAAGACUGCGAUGGCGGCACAACUGGCCAAACUAUCCGACUUCCCGUUCGUAAAGGUGUGCUCACCAGAGGACAUGAUCGGCUUCACAGAAUCCGCCAAGUGUUUGCAGAUCAGAAAGUAUUUCGACGACGCGUAUCGUUCAAGCCUGUCCUGUAUACUAGUGGACAAUAUCGAGCGUCUACUCGACUACGGACCUAUUGGGCCGCGGUACUCCAACCUCACGCUACAAGCGCUGCUCGUGUUGCUUAAGAAACAGCCGCCGAAGGGCAGGAAAUUGCUCAUAUUGUGCACCAGCAGUCGGAGGCAAGUGUUAGAAGACAUGGAGGUACUGUCUGCGUUCACGGGCAUUCUCCACGUGCCGAACCUGUCGCAGCCGGAACACGUGCUAGCAGUGCUCGAAGAGAGCGACGCCUUCUCGAAGCGGGACCUCGCCAAGAUACAGAACGAGCUGCGCGGUGCCAAGAUUUUCAUAGGAAUCAAAAAGCUCCUGGCUCUAGUCGACAUGGUGAAACAAACGGAUGAAGAAUACCGAGUAUUCAAAUUCCUAACGAAAAUGCAAGAAGAGGGCGGCUUAGAUCUCGGAACUACUAUACAAUAAGAAUCAUUGCAACCUUAGGGAUUACACGAGCAUACCACACUUACGCCCUCACCGGAUCAUUCUAAUGCACAUAUCUACUCAUCCAAAAAUCACGUCACCAAAAUAAAGGAAUCCUCUCCAUGCGCGUCUGAUUUAAGGAGCUAUGAAAUCGAUUACGAUGAUAUCAGUGAAUGCACAGAGUCGUUGAUAGAUACGAGCCAUCACAAAAAAGGUUUAACAUCUAAAGGCAACGAAAUACCUCCAUCCAAAAUGCCUCUAAUGAGAAUUCGCAGUGUCGAAAUAGUAUUUGAAGAUGAAAUGUCCGCAUGUACGGACACAGCACUCUUAGACAGAAGCAUGGAACUGAUUGUGUCUGAUAGCGACGAUUCUACCAAAUGCGUGGACGAUUUGGAACAUAUACAAGUUGAGAGAGAGGAUAAUGAUGAUUCUGUCACUAUUAAUGCGGAAGCCGACUUAUCGGAAGAUAAUUCAGUUUCGCUAACUGUAGAUAAUGUAAUUGUAGAAGCACCCAAGCAAGAUGUCCCACAUAUAACAUUACAAGACAUCGAUAAUUUGCACGCACAGAGCAGUAGUAUACUGUCGGCUAACGAGGAUAAUACUGUAUCUCUAAAUUUAUCUGAUAUCGGUGACUCUGGACGCUUCACUGAGGACGCUAGUUCCUCUAAGGAAACUGCUCCCACAUUGGUGUAUGGAGACGCAGUGCUAUCCGAAUCGUUUGAUGUUAUAGAUAAAGGGACUACAACGUGUUCGUUUGAGUUAUCAGACUACAGUUUAAGUAAUGGUAAUAAAUCAUUGUUGUACGAAUACAUUGACAGUAACAGUGACAGUUCAGACAACACGGCCGUAUGCGAUGAUGAAUACACUCCAACGAAACAUGCAACACCCUUCCAUAAUAAUAUUAUGGUUUCUGUCGAAGAAUCCGAUGUUUGUGACAGUACAGAUUUACAGUACGAUUCUUUUAUAGAUAUGGGAAAAUUUUGAUCUUCAUGAAUGAAAUACGCGCAGUAAAAUAUUUUUACGCUUGUCUGUGGAUAUUUAAAGUAUUGUAUGAAUCCAUGUUUCGAACAAAUGUUAAAGGAGUUUGUGAAAAAAAAAAGUAUAGAAGAUGAUGCGUUGAGAUCUUGUAAGAUGCGACAUUCCGCAAUUCAAUAUUUUGCCACGCUAAGAUUGACUUUGUUUAUCUAUCUAUAAAUUUUUGUGGCAAAUUCACGAUAUAUCCUUCUCUAUAAACGUUCAACUUGUUAAAUUAUUGAAUUCAGAAGAAUUAUUUCAAAUAGCUGAGCCAAAUAUAAAAAAAAAAAACUACUUCCCUUGUCAUUAUAAAAAAUACAGAUAUAUUUAAAUUUAAUGAAAAAUACAAUUUGAAUGAUAGUUCAUACAAGUACCUUCAGUUCAAAAAUAAAACUACUAUGAUUUUACAAAUAUAAUGAAAACAAAUAUGCAAUAAUAAUUUAAUUUUUUUAACGUUAUGAGAAAUUGGCAUUUCACUAAUGAACUUAUGUUUUUAUUAAGCAAUAAGCAACUCCAUGGUUAUAUGUCAUAUAUACCUAAGUACCUUUCAGUGUGAGCUAUUCUGACACCUUAUAUACCUUAACAAUUAACACAGCUUUUUGCACAGAGGGAGCUUGGUGGUAUGCGGCUCUUGUAACCAUGUCAUGUCCCUUUGUAAUUGGACCGUUAUUUUUAGUGGAGCUUAUGUAAAAUAAUUUAUGUAAAUAACAUAAAUCUUUCCUUCCAAUAGUUGAAACUUUGAUGUCUGAAUAACUUUGUGAACAAUGACAUGGUUACAGAUAUCCCAGGGUUGUAAGUCUAGGCAAUAGCUCAAUUUGACAAUGUAUUAUAUUUUUAUAGAGAUUUUUUUUAUUUAUUUGUUAUUAAAAUGUGAUGCAGCUUGAUGCUGUCUUAUUGCGUUGAAUACUUAUUAGGAAUAUUUUGAUUAUUGUGUAAUAAUACUAAUACAAAUAGCUAUUUAAGGGAAUGAUAUUGUCAAUAUAUUUAUAAUAGUAUAAAAACUACGCAAGAAUAUUGUUGUUAUAUAGAAGUAGGGCAACGAAGCUUUCACGUGAAGUGUUGAAAUUUUGCCUCAAGUACAUUAUUAAUGUUAAAUGCUUGAGUGAUAUUAUAUUGCACAUCUAGUAAUCAACACAGUCAAUUUAAUUGGGCACUGUUGGGGAGGGUAUGUUUUAGUAGAUGAGUGGGUAAGAUUGUACGGACGGUUAAGUAAUAGAUUCUUGAAAAUUUAAUAAUAUAUGAAGACAUUAUAUAAAAUUCUUAUAGUGUUUAAACUGUUUAACAUAGCCUCGAUGUGCAAACUCUAUCUUUAUAUUUGGAGAUUUACUUCAUAUUUGCUAUUCAUGUAUAUUGUUUAUAAAAAAUUACUUUUAUUGUAGUAUAAAUACAAUUGUUGCUACCAGUAGGUAUAUAUUGUUACCUCAUUGUUUGUUUACAUUUGUUGACAAGACUUGAUAUUUUGUAUUGCGACAUUCCAUCUUCACACACAUUCAUAAUAUGAUCUAAUACUUUUAGAUGAAUAUAACAAGAGUUGAUAAAAUAAAAAUCUUUCUUGUACUUAUCAAAUAUUAUAAGCUUUUAGAACAUGUUCUAGAUCUGUAGCGCUUGAAUGUUACAUUUACUAUACAAAUUGUAUGUUGAAUUAUGUCUGUGGUUGAAUUAUAAGACAGCUGGACGACAGGUUCAAUUAUUAAACAUAGCCACGUGUAUGUAUCCAUGAAUUGUAAUAACAAAAAUUAAUAUUAAGAUUAACAGUGAUCAAUUAUAUAUUUUAAAGCUUCUAACUUUGUCAGUGGCUAUGUUAAAACUAUGUAGGUCUGAAUUUGUUGGAAAAUAAAAGUAUUUUACUGAA
This is a messenger RNA of Galleria mellonella (greater wax moth), 5246 nucleotides long. RefSeq names its product vesicle-fusing ATPase 1-like. The record is from RefSeq and is a predicted model, not a curated record. Gene Ontology annotation, molecular function: ATP binding; ATP hydrolysis activity. NCBI's taxonomy places the organism in Eukaryota, Metazoa, Arthropoda, Insecta, Lepidoptera, Pyralidae. Bases 143 to 2383 code for a protein of 746 amino acids. Gene Ontology annotation, cellular component: Golgi stack. Gene Ontology annotation, biological process: Golgi to plasma membrane protein transport; SNARE complex disassembly; intra-Golgi vesicle-mediated transport. The transcript has 16 exons.